AUGGUAAAGAAUCUGAAGCUCUAUCCUUUAGGGUGGAUUCAGAAGGAGACAGGAUUGAGUGUUAUCAGCCAAUGCACUUUCAGAUUUGCACUCCACGAGUCGUAUAUUAACGAGGUCAUGUGUGAUGUUGUUCCGUUAGAUGUUUACCAGGAGACUAGCUUGGUGACGGUGACUCAGGCGAAGAGGCUAGUGAAUGCGAGCAAGAAGUUUGUAUUAUUAUUCAUUAGGCCUUGUGAGGAGCAACUGAGUAGGAUAUGCUUGACCACCUUGAGCAAGCUUCAGGAGGGAGAUCUUGACAGAUGGAACGCCAAGCAUGCGGGCUUGUUUUCAGAGAUCACAGGACUACCACCACGACAGGGUGUGGAGCAUGAGAUUAUGCUGAAAGAGGAUUUUGUGAUAGUUUACCUUAAUGAUAUCUUGAUGUACUGUAGGACCUGGGAGGAGCAUCUUGUUCAUGUCGAGAAGGAUGGGAAGCUAGUAGAGUACUAUUCUGAGAUGUUCAUGGGUGCUAUUCAGAACUACCCUACCUACGACAAGGAGUUUUAUGCACUUUAUCAGGCGAUCAAGCAUUGGAGAGUGUAUUUGUUGGGUAAAGAUGUGGUUGUGCACUCGGAUCACAAGCCAUUAGAGUUCCUACAUGCCUAG
Molecule: messenger RNA, 645 nt
Organism: Asparagus officinalis (garden asparagus)
Lineage: Eukaryota; Viridiplantae; Streptophyta; Magnoliopsida; Asparagales; Asparagaceae
Exons: 4
Coding region: 1-645 (214 amino acids)
Source: RefSeq, a predicted model, not a curated record